AUGACUAAUGCUACUGAAUCCUGGGAUGAACUGGAAGAGAUGGACAGGGAACUGUCUGUGUUCUUUCAGGGCACCACAGAAUCCAGGCCAGCGGGUCGUGGGCAACCUGGAGGACGAACGGUAAACCGCAACCAAGGAGGCAAUUUUAAUCGCGAAGGCCCACAAGAUCAGGGUGACGGUGGUAGAAUCCGUUCUGCCACCCGUAUUCAAAAAUUGUAUAGGGAGAAUCGGAGGAAGGCGAUGCAGGAGGUGCUUGAAGGUCAAUCACCCUUCUGCCAGGUGCCUAAGGAUGAUGUUCUCGAGUACUUCCGAACAUUGUACUCCGACGAUUCCCCCUUCAAUGAGGAGUUGCCAGCAAGGCAAGUAUGGCCACUAGACGAGGGCGAUGAGUUGGCUGGGGCCUUGAUCGCCUCUCUGACGGCCACUGAGGUCAGCCGGAGGUUAGCUAGGAUGCAGGACACUGCACCUGGCCCCGAUGGCUUGAAGUACAGUGACCUGAAGAAGGCAGAUCCUGGUUCCGGACUGCUCACUGCCAUAUACAAUGCGUGCUUCCGUCCAGGGGCCAUACCAGUGUCGUGGAAAGUCUCCAAUACUGUAUUAAUCUACAAGAAGGGAGACCAAAACGACCUGUCGAACUGGUGA
This is a messenger RNA of Microplitis mediator, 642 nucleotides long. RefSeq lists its product as uncharacterized. The transcript has a single exon. The coding region runs from base 1 to 642 and encodes 213 amino acids. NCBI's taxonomy places the organism in Eukaryota, Metazoa, Arthropoda, Insecta, Hymenoptera, Braconidae. The record is from RefSeq and is a predicted model, not a curated record.